Lindgomyces ingoldianus is the source of this 939-nucleotide messenger RNA. RefSeq lists its product as uncharacterized. The coding region runs from base 1 to 939 and encodes 312 amino acids. Lineage: Eukaryota; Fungi; Ascomycota; Dothideomycetes; Pleosporales; Lindgomycetaceae. The transcript is spliced from 3 exons. The record is from RefSeq and is a predicted model, not a curated record.
AUGUCGUCUCCGUCCUCUCCAAUAUCUACUUUCGAUCCCGCCCAAAUCUCCACCAUAGCCCCAAGAGAUCGCUCAGGAGGGCGAGAUGUUCACAUCUACAGCAUUAAAGACCCUGCUACAGUACUUUGUGGUCUAAUUCUCACAAAUGGCGUCACGAAUGCCAACUUUUACUCCAUGAUGGAGAUUCUUCUACUGCUUUCGAAUGACUUUGAAUUACGCGAUGAAGACGAUACCAAGGUUGAGAGGAAUGAUAACUCGCUUCAACCUGGGAAAUACUAUAUUAUUUCCGACGCGCCGUUCCAGAUCAAUAACGAGAAGCCGGCCGUCCGAACAAUAUCGCAUGCUACUGGAACUCGUGUCAAGCCCUUUACUGAGGCAGUCCGGGCUCGAGACCGUCGAUGCGUCAUAUCUGGAGAGGUAGCGAUUGGGGCGCAGUUUGACAAUUGGAACGGCUUUGAAGCUGCUCACAUCUUUCCACUAGCCUACGAAGGCUAUUGGAAUGAGAACAACUACGAUCGCUGGAUAACAAUUCGUCCAGAAAAAGGCGGAACAAUCAACUCGGUACAGAAUGGACUACUCCUUCGAAGCGAUAUACAUCAGCUGUUUGAUAGCUACGAUUUUUCAAUUAAUCCUGACGAUGACUACAAGAUUGUGUUCUUCACCUUUGACGGGAAAGGUCUUGCUGGCAAGCGACUCGACCAAGUGUUCCUAAAUAACCCUCAGCGACCUGUCGAUCAGCUUCUGCGAUGGCAUUUCAGGCAGGCAGUCCUAAUAAACAUGAAGGGUGCUGGCGAGCCUAGGUUCGAGCAUGACUUCCCGCCCGGCUCGGAUAUAGUUGGUGACAUUCUCAGAGGUCCAAGGGCAUCCGAAAGGAUGGAGUUCGAGCUCUUCAGUCACGUUGCUGCUCACAUGGAUAUCCUUGAUAUUUCUUCUACUUAG